Messenger RNA from Rhododendron vialii, 1641 nucleotides. RefSeq names its product isocitrate dehydrogenase [NADP]. The transcript is spliced from 16 exons. The coding region runs from base 182 to 1432 and encodes 416 amino acids. The record is from RefSeq and is a predicted model, not a curated record. Gene Ontology annotation, biological process: isocitrate metabolic process. Gene Ontology annotation, molecular function: magnesium ion binding; NAD binding; isocitrate dehydrogenase (NADP+) activity. NCBI's taxonomy places the organism in Eukaryota, Viridiplantae, Streptophyta, Magnoliopsida, Ericales, Ericaceae. Gene Ontology annotation, cellular component: mitochondrion.
UUCGGUUAUUAAAUAGACUGUUCACGCAAUUGAGCCCCCCCUCCCUUUUUAAGGUGCAUUUUCUCUCUCCAAAUCACUCUCUCUCUCUCUCUCUCUCUCUCUCUCUCUCUCCAAUUCUGUAUAUACGUACAUUCAACAGUGGUGCAUACAAGCAGAGAGAGGGAGGUAGAGAGACAGAGAGAUGGCGUUCGAGAAGAUCAAGGUCGCUAACCCAAUCGUCGAGAUGGAUGGAGAUGAGAUGACCCGAGUCUUCUGGAAAUCAAUAAAGGAUAAGCUUAUUCUCCCUUUCUUGGAGUUGGAUAUUAAGUACUUUGACCUUGGCCUUCCUCAUCGUGAUGCAACUGAUGAUAAAGUUACUAUUGAAAGUGCGGAAGCAACUCUUAAGUACAAUGUAGCAAUCAAGUGUGCAACCAUUACUCCAGAUGAAGGUCGUGUGAAGGAGUUUAAUUUGAAGCAGAUGUGGAAGAGUCCUAAUGGUACCAUUAGGAAUAUUCUGAAUGGCACGGUCUUCAGAGAACCAAUUAUUUGCAAAAACGUUCCCCGGCUCAUCCCAGGGUGGACAAAGCCUAUAUGCAUUGGAAGGCAUGCGUUUGGAGAUCAAUACAAAGCAACUGAUACAGUCAUCAAAGGACCUGGAAAGCUCAAAUUGGUGUUUGUACCAGAAGGAAAAGACGAGAAGACAGAGUUGGAGGUUUACAACUUCAGUGGUGCUGGAGGAGUGGCUUUGUCCAUGUACAACACUGAUGAGUCCAUUUAUGCUUUUGCUGAAGCUUCAAUGAACACUGCUUACCAGAAAAAAUGGCCUCUUUAUCUUAGCACAAAGAAUACUAUUCUUAAGAAAUAUGAUGGGAGAUUCAAGGACAUAUUUCAGGAAGUGUACGAGACCAAGUGGAAACCAAAGUAUGAGGCUGCAGGGCUAUGGUAUGAACACCGACUCAUUGAUGAUAUGGUUGCUUAUGCUCUUAAGAGUGAAGGAUGUUAUGUAUGGGCUUGCAAAAACUAUGAUGGGGACGUGCAGAGUGAUUUCUUAGCACAAGGGUUUGGAUCUCUUGGUUUGAUGACGUCUGUUCUGGUAUGCCCUGAUGGAAAGACCAUAGAAGCUGAAGCAGCCCAUGGCACUGUUACACGCCAUUACAGGGUUCACCAGAAUGGUGGUGAAACCAGCACAAAUAGCAUAGCAUCAAUCUUUGCAUGGUCCAGAGGGCUUGCACACAGAGCAAAGUUGGAUGAUAAUGCAAGACUCUUAGACUUCACUGAGAAGCUGGAAGCAGCUUGCAUUGGCGUUGUGGAGUCUGGGAAGAUGACCAAAGAUCUUGCACUUAUAAUACAUGGAUCUAAGCUUAUCAGACAACACUAUCUUAAUACCGAGGAGUUCAUCAAUGCCGUGGCGGAUGAUUUGAAGGCAAGGCUUUCUUGCAGAGCCAAACUGUAGUUCCUGAUAGGUGAUUUGAAGACCCCAACAGCGUUUCCCAUUUGUAUGGGUUUCGGAAAGAAGAAUAAAGGGGAUAUCGCUAGGAGGAAUAAAGGGGUGAACGAGAAGAUUUGGGUAGUUGUCUUUUCUAACACCUGCGAUUUCUAAUUGCCAUCAACGUGUUGUAUGAAUCACAUAAUCUUAAAUGGAUGCACCACUUUGUUUCGUCA